UGUAAGGCUGAAGUGACGCGUGAUGCGCUGUCAGAAUCACAAUGACAACGAUGACUUAUCACAGGGUUUGACACUCUCAGGUAGAGCACAGGUAAAAUAAUAUAUCUAAUUAAAAAUUCAUAUGUUUAAACAAACGAAACACAUAACUUAACAAGUAUAUAGUGACGCCACACCUGGGCAAUAAGUCUCGGACUCUCGGACGAAAUUCAGCCGGCCGCCAUUUUAGACUGACGGGAUUUACGUGUGGUCCUUGGGAAUUUAACCCAAGUGUCGGGGAUAUAUUGAUGGUAUAGAUUCUGUCGACACUCUUCGUGACAAUACCGGACCCCCGCCAUCCUGGAUGGACGACCCGGUUCCCGAUGGCCGACCGUUAUGGACGCUGUUUUUCGACGGAACGCUAUUUAAGCGUUACCAAGACUACCUGCAGAGUCACGACCUCACCAAGAUUCUCAACAAUCGAGCCAGUGCCGUGAGCAGUAACUCACUACCGUCAGAACCCCCUAUCCUCAAUGACGAAACGAACUGGUUACCUCCCCUUGGCAGCAAAGCUAUGGAGAACAAUGGCGCUACGCCAAUCUCACGUAUGACGUCAACAAAUUCUGAUAACUUUCUGCGGAAUGUUGAAAAGAAACGGCGGAAUAGACGGACGAUUGGUUGUGUGGUUCUGGGAAUUCUAUGUCUCGGCGCCAUAGCAGCUGCUGUAGCGCUUAUCAUCCACUUCGUUUUUGUAAAAAGUAAGGAACACGUGUCCAACAGCGCCCCCAUCCAUAUUCCCGGAAGUGACACUCAUCAUCAGAACCUAAGCGGCUUAGUAAACGAAUCCCGGAGACUUGGUAUCACCACCAUCUCCCCGAGACACAGUGUAAACAUACCUAAACUAGAAAACAUCCCCACUAUCACUGAGGGGGACGGCAGACCACAGUUUAUACCGCUCAAACCGAUAGAGUCGGCCACCGACGACCCUAAACUAGCACAGUCCAUUGAAAUGAAGGAUAUGUACACGACGAUAGGAUCAAGUGGAAUAUUUUCCUGUAGCCUCAGGGGAAUCUCAGAAUGGACAUCCGUAUUCAUACGCGGUAAACGUAAAUCACAGCCACCCGGCAUUUUUGAAUACAUUUUGACUUUUUCCGGAGAAUUUUCAUUAAAGGGAAAUAACUCUGAUAUGGUUGUAAGCCACAAAAAGCAGAAAAACAUAAAAGACGUCAGUCUUGACGACGUAUUGGUAUACAUCGCCUACACGGACGUUAUUUGUGGCAACCAGGACACUUUCACGUGUGGUGUCCAGGCGGGCGGCGAGACGGAGAGUCGGACAGCCAAAGUCAUCAUCACAGUGGAUCCGGCCCCGGAAGUCAAUAUGGAGAUUCCAGUGCAGGUCAUUGAAGGAGAGCUGCUCCGUAUCUCGGCCUCCUGGAUGGCGGGAUACCCCGAUCCCCACGGUAAUCUGAGCUGGUCCACAUAUCUUCCGGGGGAAGACACUCCAACUGACUUUUUCACUGAUGCUAAAACGACGUGGACUUUAAAACGUUACGAGGAAAAGUGCGAAACGGUGAUCGACACUUUUACCAAGUUUGAGCCAAAGUUAGAGUCUAACGGAACAGACGUCAUUGUGAAACCGGAAAUAACACCAGUCGCGGGAGGGGAAGUCCCUGAUUUAAAAAUAACAUCUUCAAGGGAAACUCUUUACGUAGUACCAGAGAUUCAUUGUGAUGGUUUCACCAAUGACACCAGAAUAGCGCACCCGUACACGUGUACCAAGUUCGUGAGAUGCAUGCCCGACAAAAUGCUUAUCUACCCUUGUCCGGAACAAACCUGCUUCCAGGAAAACUCCAAGCAAUGUAACUAGUGUGGAACACAUCUGACCAGCUUGGACCUUAUACAAUUAUCUUUUACAAAUUGUAAUCUGAAUACAGUGUGAUUACAUGAAACGUUGAACAUGUGUAAAUAGCAUUGAUCCUAUGUAAUUAACUUUGAACAUGUGUGGAGUAUGUAUGACCUGCGUCAAACACAGAUGUGUUUUGUUGAAUUCUUGAUGUGUGCUUAGUCUGAAUACACGUUUGAUGUACAUGGGGUUUACUGUAUGACAUUGUGCAUUAUGUGUUUAAAACUUGCACUUUAAAUACAUGUUUUAUUUUCAUGAGUAUAAUCCAUACAUUAUCAAUGAAACUCCCUAACUUUUCUAUUUUGUUACAUGUCUCACACUUCGACAGUGUUUAAAUGAAUCUUCCCCUGCCUUAAGGGGAUGAGGGAUUAUCGAAAUUAUAAGAGAUUUUCUUAAUCGUCUGAACCAGGGUCUGAGAUGGAGUUGACCUACAGGGAUACCACCCUGAGUGUUGGGGAAUAGCUAAAUCCGGUGUAUUUGUAAGUCGCCAGGAGAUACAAAUGUCAUCGUUUGCACGAGUAAAUAAUGUGUACCCAGUCUGCUGCUCUAUAGCGCAUUAAUAUAAUACAAAUGUGCCAAUGACGUCACGUUGAUGAGUCCAAGGUUUCCAUGUUCCUGCUAAUAUGUCGGCUGUGUUUUUUCUACGUGUGUAUCAAUUUUAUGCUGUGAAAUUCGAGUUGGUAAUGCAAACAAUAUCCAGGAGUCAAAUGCAAAUUAAGUUUUAUAUUUUAACGCUCUAAAUACGACAAAUGUGCCACACAACGUCAAGCUUUAAUCAACAAUCACGGCCGCAAUCGCCUGUCAUGGUAGCAAUUAAUAUCAAGACUACAACUUGAUGGAAUAUGUGAUCUAUUUUACACAACGUAAUACGUCUCCUGUGCCUGUGAAGAGUCCUGAAAAUCACCGUGUUUUUCAUUUAUUUAUCAAUGGGUUUUUUAUUAUCUAUGACGUUAUAAAACCAGGGCCGACACUAAAGAUUAUAGACAUACCACGUUAUCUUAUUUCGACAUGAUCCACAAGAUAUAGCCAUGUCCUUUAGACAAUCAUUGUUUCGAUAGCAAGCGUGUCUGACAACCUUAGAAUAAAUGUAAUGAGGUUCCACUUCAUUUAAAAACCUGGCCGCUAGUCACCUCAUACUGACGACAUUGAAUGGUUGUGUUUUGUGUCCACGAGUCUAUCCACUCCUUGAGUCUCCUUGGAGGUGACAAGUUGAUAUUUUCCAACGUAACGGGAUACACACCUGUGAGGUGUUGAAGAAUACCAAACCAUACCGACAUUAACGAUGCCUAAUACGUCAUACAGUGUUUUCCUAGGGAGGCCAGCCAUUAACGAAAAUGUUAAAUACAUAUCAUUAAAAUAUAAAUACGUUUUUUUUUAAAUCUAUGGAAUUAUCUAACUCUUUGUUUAACUUUUGGAUUAUCUUGACUUUGGUCUUUCCAAUUAUUUCCUUGUUACUGCAUUGUCAACAUUCAUGUAUAGAGAUGAUAUUGUUCAGUAUCAUGCUUUAAAUAAGUCAGUUGUAAAAAAAGAGUCGACUCAUUUAUGCAACUAUCUACCACAUUUCUUUUUCAAAUUAAUUUCGAAAAUAAACCCAUCAAGUUAAACACUUCUCAAUACACAUUACGAUCUAAUACAGUUUUGUCGACGUUAUCUCAUUUAAUGAGUAUGUGGUCAGUGUUUCCAGUUGAAAUUAAAACAAAAAUAAUUAUGUUUUGUUUCCAAAUAACAUUAAAGCAGUUAUACUCAAAACAACUAACAAUGACGACAUACCUCCUACCGAUAGCUUGGAAGUCAAAAGCUUACAGUGGCAUUGGUCUUUUAACUGUAAUAUCACGGACCAAAUUAUCAUCACGUCUUUCCAAUCGGCAUACUGUUGAAUUGGUCACAGGCCCGACAAAUUUUUUCCGGUCUUUAUGAAUGUACAUGUGAACUAGUUAUGUACUUUCUUUUGAAUUGAAAUUUUAUUUUUUUGUGUCGAGAUAUCAGUGUGAAGGUGUAUAUCACUUGUUUUGUUGAAAUCACUUCCGUAAUACAGUUUAGUGUCAAAGGUUCAAAGUUCAAGUAAAUUGCAUCGAUAAAUGAUAACGGUCCGGUUGCUCAUGCUAAAUAUCUAUAUACAUAUUCAUUCGUAUUUUUCUUUGUAAAUAAAGAGAGAAAAAACUCGUACAAUGUCUAUCAGAUCGUAUGAAAUGUUAACACGACGAAUAAUGAAUUUAUCAUCAAUGUUAUAUCACAGUGUCACACCUAUAGCGUACGCCGCGUUUCACCCGACACACGUUUAAAUGUUUAAAAGAUAACGUAAACGACCCACGUGAUUACACGUAUAGAAUUUGGUAAUAU
Molecule: messenger RNA, 4219 nt
Organism: Mizuhopecten yessoensis (Yesso scallop)
Lineage: Eukaryota; Metazoa; Mollusca; Bivalvia; Pectinida; Pectinidae
Exons: 7
Coding region: 341-1843 (500 amino acids)
Cellular component (GO): extracellular region
Molecular function (GO): chitin binding
Source: RefSeq, a predicted model, not a curated record